AUGUCCGGCCCCCGCAUCCCCCUCAUCCCAGAGCUCCUCGACCUCGUCCUCGCCCACAUCACAGACCCUACAGACCUCUACCACCUCCUCCUCACAUCCCCCGCCAUCUUCGCCCUAGCUGCCCCCCGCCUCUACAGGUCCAUCCCCGUCUCCCACCGCUGCAACCCCUUCUUUGCCACCCCGUCCUCCUCCCCUUCCGCCUCUUCAUAUACCAAAGCGCGCCUGCUGGAGCUCGUGCAGGAAGUCCGGCUCCAAACGCACCAUGAACAAGCUGGUGAGCCUGCUUGGUUCGACAAUUGGGUCGGAGAUCCGCUGCCCAAUCUGGUCACUGUAAAUCUUGUUGAUCACCAGGGCUCCUCGCCUUGCUUGGCCUCCUUGCCCAUCAGCAGCUCCUCUAGCCAGUUAUACGCCAACGCCACUCGUCUUUACAUGCCUCUAGACGACGGCCUGGAUGGCAUACCUUACGCCCAUCUGCUAAAGGCACUCCACAACCUACGCACACUAUGCUGCCUCACCAAUAACAGAGUCGAUCCGUCCAAUAUGUUUAGAGCGUUCGCCGCCGACAAGACGAUGAUAAAUCUCUCUGAACAUUUUCCUCAUCUGACAGACGUCGAAAUCUAUGUCUGGGACAUGUCUUCAAAUGCGAAACUGCGUGAUUCGCACUUGUUGAUCCCAUACCAGGAGCAUGGAGCGAUAGGAUUGAGGGGUUUGAUGAUGGUGAUAGAGGCGUAUGGCUCCGAUCUUUUCUACGACAAAGUUGGCUGGGAAAAUCUGGCAGAAGGGCUCCUCCUGGUGUCCUUUAUAUUCUCCCUCAAGCGCAUACGAUUCUACGGUCUGGAAGAGGGAUUGGGCAGACUGGACGACAGUCAAACCUGGGCCAGGGGUUUCGCAGGCAGUAAGGGUUUCGACCAUCCAACGGGAGAUGAGAUGAAGGCCUCUACAAGGAAGGGUAUCGAUAAUGGGAGGGACAUGGAAGCCGAUGAGCUGCAGCUAUCAACGGCUUUCAACGCCCUGUCUAUCACUCAGCACACGGCGCAAGAUUUCUAUGAUACUUGCUGGGAUGGCAGGCAAGGACAUCACACAAUACUCUACAACGAGUUGACUCAUCCUUCACUGGCACGACAGGGGCUGCUAGCGACGCUCUUGAAGAUGGUGGGAGCGAAGGGGGGCAGCUUUCUGGGUUUGACGGACGCCGAGCUCGUAUGGAUCAUCGAGCAUUAUCAGGAAGGAUUUGAAUGUCGCGAAGAUGAUCGAUGGGGCUUGUUGACUCCCGCGUCUUCCCGCGGCUCCAGCCCCUCCCCUUUGCCUCAACACCCUGCUGGGCACUUUGCAAGCCUGAUUGGAAAUUGAAGACGGGAGAUGUCGUGGAAUGUCUGGCUACUGGC
This is a messenger RNA of Cryptococcus amylolentus CBS 6039, 1385 nucleotides long. RefSeq lists its product as hypothetical. Bases 1 to 1350 code for a protein of 449 amino acids. The transcript has 2 exons. The record is from RefSeq and is a predicted model, not a curated record. NCBI's taxonomy places the organism in Eukaryota, Fungi, Basidiomycota, Tremellomycetes, Tremellales, Cryptococcaceae.